UUCCCCGGAUGUCGUCCAGUUCAGAAGGUCCGCCCUAGAACCGGCUAUGAGCAGAUUCUUGCGCUGGUCGCCGUCCAGCCUGCAAUUGCUGCCAUUCCUCUGCCGAGCCAGGCCGGAGUUGCCCCUGUCCUGGCCCGCGGCUCUGCCGGCCGUCCCUACAAACCAGUGUAG
Pyricularia grisea is the source of this 171-nucleotide messenger RNA. RefSeq lists its product as uncharacterized. Lineage: Eukaryota; Fungi; Ascomycota; Sordariomycetes; Magnaporthales; Pyriculariaceae. The record is from RefSeq and is a predicted model, not a curated record. The transcript is spliced from 2 exons. The annotation marks the transcript as partial.